GGAGGUGCUUCAUUUUACCCUCGCUAGUGAGAUGCAUGCUGGGUACAGGACGCAGGCGGGAGACCUGCCUCCUAACACUAUCCUACAUUCUGUCUAGAGCAGUUGAGGAGGAAACGAGUAGUAUGUAGAGUGCCUCUCAAAGUGUCAGGCGCUUGGAUGGUGCUCAGAACGUGUCAAGUCAAGGGGCCCAGACGCCAUCCGGGCCAAGAUCCCACGCCGGCUCCCUCAGCGUCCGGAGACGCCCCCUGCCGGCCGCCCUGUGUCCGGCGAGUGUGGAGCAUGCGCACAUGGCCCGACCAGGUCGCCUCCCGUCUGGAUUGGCCCCGGCUACUCGCCGUCCACGCUCCCUCCGUGCGUUACUAUAGAGACCCGUGAGCGCUGAGGGGCGAGCGGCGGAGACUCCGGGCUUCUCGGGACCAAAGAGACAUGUCUUUCCGCGACCUCCGCAAUUUUACAGAGAUGAUGAGAGCCUUGGGAUACCCUCGACAUAUUUCUAUGGAAAAUUUCCGCACACCAAAUUUUGACCUUGUAUCUGAAGUGCUUCUCUGGCUUGUGAAAAGGUACGAACCUCAGACCGACAUCCCUUCUGAUGUUGACACUGAACAAGACCGUGUUUUCUUCAUUAAGGCCGUUGCCCAGUUCAUGGCCACCAAGGCACAUAUAAAACUCAACACUAAGAAGCUCUAUCAAGCAGACGGGUACGCGGUGAAAGAGCUCCUGAAGAUCGCCUCCGUGCUGUACAGCGCCAUGACGACCAAGGGCCUGGAGGGCUCCAGCCUGGGCCAGGGCGAUGUCAGCAAAUUCAAGUUUGACCUGGGCUCCAAGAUUGCAGAUUUGAAAGCUGCCAGGCAGCUUGCUUCUGAAAUCACUUCCAAAGGAGCGUCUCUGUACGACUUGCUGGGCAAGGAGGUGGAGCUGAGGGAACUGAGAACAGAAGCAAUUGCCAGACCUCUGGAAAUAAAUGAGAUUGAGAAAGUGAUGAGAAUUGCAAUAAAAGAUAUUUUGGCGCAGGUCCAGAAGACAAAAGACCUGCUCAAUAACGUGGCCUCUGACGAAGCUAACUUAGAAGCCAAAAUUGAGAAGAGGAAAUUAGAGCUGGAAAGAAAUCGGAAGCGACUCCAGACCCUGCAGAGUGUCAGGCCAGCCUUUAUGGAUGAAUAUGAAAAGAUCGAGGAAGAACUGCAAAAGCAGUAUGCCAUUUAUCUCGAGAAGUUCCGCAAUCUGGCUUGUCUGGAGCAGCAACUGGAGGAUCAUCACAGGAUGGAGCAAGAGAGGUUUGAGGAAGCUGAGAACACCCUGCGUCUGAUGCAGAACAAGCUGAAGGAGGAAGAGAAGCGCCUGCUCAAGAGCGGAAGUCAUGACGACUCGGACAUGGACAUCCAGGAGGACAACGAGUCCGACAGUGAACUGGAAGCGAGACGGCUGUCCAAGCCGUGGACGGCCGUGGAGGUGCUCAUGCAAGGACGAGCCAGUAAGCGCAUCGUGGGCACCAUGCAAGGCGCAGACUCGGACGACGACAUGGAAGCAGCACCAGCUCUCUUAGGUAAAUGCAAGACUUCCAGCUCCAGGAAGCAGGAAGACUCAGAGGACAGUGAGAUUGACCUGGAGGAUGAGGAGGACGACGACGACGAUUUGGAGGACGAGAGCAUCGCUGUCUCACCUGCCAAGCCCAGUCGCAGAGGCCGGAAACCUGAGCCCCUGGAUGAGAGUGACAAUGAUUUCUGACCUCCUGGCCAAGAGACACAGGCAGACUAGAACCCUCAGAUUUGUAGGUAAAGGGCGGUCGGAGGGGCCAGCAGGAAACAUGCACGGUGUUGGAGAAGCCAGCUGGACUCCCUGUUGAGGAAGCACAACCUGCUUCUGCCCUAGCCUCCUGUGCUUUACUCCCCAGGGCUUAAGCUAGAACCAGAGCAAACCCCAAAGAUUGUUUUGCCUUAUUUAUCUCCUAAAACUUGGGAAAUGCAUGCAUUCUUAGUGAUUCACAUCCACAGGACAAAAACGUGAGAAAGAACAGCCAACACUCAGUAAGUAUUGGCUGUUGUUUCUGUCACUCAUUUCUGCUGAGUCGGCGGGACUCAGAGCCCCGACCUGUGGCAGGAACUGGACACAGGACUCGUUUUGGGAAUUGGAGGGAGUGUCUGACUCUUAAUCACGAACACAGUUUAGAACGUUUCCGUUAUAUCAGCUUUUACUCCUAGUCCUUAUUUCACACCGUACUCUUGCUUUUUCCUUCUGCAUGCUCACAAUACCAAGCUUUUAAAUGUAUUUUACUAACACUUUCUGAGAGUUGGCUGGCUUUGAUGAAAACCAACUUUCCCUGAAAAGUGGGCAGCAGAGAGAUGCUCCAGGUUAUGCAUCCUCUGUUUCCUCUUGGAGGCUGGCAGUCUGCCUUAGAAAAGAGCAAAUUAAGGAAAAAGUGUAUGUAUGGAUUUGUGUUUCUGACUCAAAAAAGUGAACCAGAAUUGAAUUCAAUAGAAUAGGACCAGGAGAAUUUCCCUUUUGUAAAAUGAGACGCAUCAGAGAGUGGGCUUGGGUUUUGUUGUUCUGUUAAUAUGGAAAGCACAGAGUUUUCAUUUAUUUUUCAGUUACAAAGUCAAAAGACUUGUGAAGUUCUUUAUCUCUUAAUAAAUGUAUUGAAUAUACCGUAUUUUUAUAUCAUUUUUAUUUGAAAGUUAAUUGUUUUAUUUAUUUGCCCCUGUAACAUAAAUACUUAUUCAGGAGAAGUUCACAGGUUAUUAGAGUGCAUGUAAAUUUUGGGGCAUUAUGUGACAGUGAGGUACCUUUGCUUUUUUCUCCGUCUUUCCCUAAAUCUUACAUUUGAGAUGACCCCCUUUUAAAAACACUCAGCAUCCAGUUGAUGCACCAAUUAUCUGAGAUGUGCCGUCUUUGAAGCCUUACUUGCCAAGGAAGUAGGUGUUUGGGUCCACGUCAGCCCUCAGGUGCCAUGGCUUUUAAGCCACAAGAGUCCUUGCAUCUUCUUGGAUGUUAUAGCUUUGCUUUACCUGAGUCUGACCUGUCUUGGAUUUUGAAAAACAAGGAAUGUAUUUCUGUUUCCCUCGUGUGAUGCUCUCUCCUGAUGGGCGUUGACCGGGGAGCCCAGCCCAAGCCACAGGUCACACGUCCACAGGAAGAGUGGGCAGCCAUUGUUUCACCUGUUCCUUGUCCUUCAUCCCUUGCUUAACUGGCUUUGCGCCAAGUCUCCCAUGGGCUUCUGCAUCUUCACUUGAGCAGAGUCUGUCAACAUAGGAGCUUCAGGUAUGGAUUGUAGUUAUUAAUGUAUUUCUGUCGCUGGAACGGAUCUAGGAGUCGGAUGUGUGCAGGUGCCUUAUAACUCGCUGUCAUUCGGUUUGGGUCAAGCAGCAGAGCAGACUGAGGCCCCAAAGGCGACUGAUUAGGUCAGUGGAAAACAAGCAUUUAGAUCAUUGCUGACAGGUUGUUUUACUCUGUAAUUUAAAGGGCCUCUUAAAAUGCUUUACAAUGUGUGUAUUGGCCUCCCCAGAAUUAAGUGCCUCGUAAUAAUAAACCUGAUCAAAGAGA
Messenger RNA from Sus scrofa (pig), 3537 nucleotides. It is a transcript of the gene IFT38, whose product is annotated as clusterin associated protein 1. Lineage: Eukaryota; Metazoa; Chordata; Mammalia; Artiodactyla; Suidae. Gene Ontology annotation, biological process: cilium assembly. Gene Ontology annotation, cellular component: intraciliary transport particle B; microtubule organizing center; cilium. The record is from RefSeq and is a predicted model, not a curated record.